AUAAAAUCGCAAUUCCCAAACAAAAUCAGAAUCGCAAAAAACCCUAAAAACAAAAUCCAUCAUCUACUAUUUCCCCCCUUUCUCACCCUCAAAACCCUAAAAACUCCAAAAAUGAAGUAUAACCCAAGAGUAACAAGUUCCCGGAGAAAGUGCCGGAAAUCACACUUCACAGCACCGUCAAACAUCCGCCGUACAAUCAUGAGUUCCCCACUUUCCAUUGACUUAAGAAGUAAGUACAAUGUCCGUUCUAUCCCUGUACGGAAAGACGACGAAGUUCAGGUGGUUCGUGGAACUUUCAAGGGACGCGAGGGUAAAAUUGUCCAAUGCUACCGUAAGAAAUGGGUCAUCCAUAUUGAACGGGUUACCCGGGAGAAAGUCAACGGGUCGACAGUCAACGUUGGAAUUCAUCCUUCGAAUGUUGUUGUAACUAAGUUAAAACUUGACAAAGAUAGGAAGGGUUUACUUGAGCGUAAGGCUGAGGGUCGUGGUAAUCAGAAGGGUAAAGGAAAAUUUACUGUUGAUGAUGUUGCUGCUUCUAAUUUAUCUCAGGGGGUUGAUUCAGGGUCUCCAUGAUGUCAAGCUAGAGUUCUGUGAGAGGAAGUAUAACCAUUUGGCAGAUCAAGAUAUGUAGAACUUCGGAUAUGGCUUGUAAUGUAGCUAGGGUUUUUCCCACCCCUAGUUAUUGUAGUUAGUUGAGGAUUGUAAUGAACUUUUUUAAGAUAUGAAAAAAGAAUUAGUAAGAUAUA
Molecule: messenger RNA, 746 nt
Organism: Beta vulgaris subsp. vulgaris (sugar beet)
Lineage: Eukaryota; Viridiplantae; Streptophyta; Magnoliopsida; Caryophyllales; Amaranthaceae
Product: 60S ribosomal protein L26-1
Biological process (GO): cytoplasmic translation; ribosomal large subunit biogenesis
Cellular component (GO): cytosolic large ribosomal subunit; ribosome
Molecular function (GO): structural constituent of ribosome; RNA binding
Source: RefSeq, a predicted model, not a curated record